Molecule: messenger RNA, 183 nt
Organism: Podospora pseudocomata
Lineage: Eukaryota; Fungi; Ascomycota; Sordariomycetes; Sordariales; Podosporaceae
Exons: 2
Coding region: 1-183 (60 amino acids)
Source: RefSeq, a predicted model, not a curated record
AUGAUGGCUUUUGCCUCCUGUUACAGUGGCUCCUGCCUUCUUUUCACGACAGCUCUUGCCUUCUGUCUCGAUAGUCCUUUCCCCAAGUGCCCAGAUAGACUUCGAACUGUAUCGCAUCCCGCCAGCGAUUCUCUUCACAUACAGUAUCUUUCUGAUGUAUCAUGUAAAGAGAGAGCAGAGUGA